Messenger RNA from Danio rerio (zebrafish), 570 nucleotides. It is a transcript of the gene ifng1, whose product is annotated as interferon gamma 1. Gene Ontology annotation, cellular component: extracellular region. The record is from RefSeq and is marked provisional. Gene Ontology annotation, biological process: adaptive immune response; signal transduction; immune response. Gene Ontology annotation, molecular function: type II interferon receptor binding; cytokine activity. Lineage: Eukaryota; Metazoa; Chordata; Actinopteri; Cypriniformes; Danionidae.
AUGAUUGCGCAACACAUGAUGGGCUUUGCCUGGGGAGUAUGUUUGCUGUUUUCGGGAUGGAUGACAUACAGUGAAGCCAGUGUGCCCGAGAACCUAGACAAGAGCAUCGAAGAGCUCAAAGCUUACUAUAUUAAAGAAGAUUCUCAGCUACAUAAUGCACACCCCAUCUUCCUGCGAAUCCUGAAAGAUUUAAAGGUGAAUCUUGAGGAAAGUGAGCAGAAUCUACUGAUGAGCAUUGUAAUGGACACAUACAGUAGGAUAUUCACUCGCAUGCAGAAUGACAGCGUGGAUGAAGCUACAAAGGAGAGGCUGGCACAUGUUCAAGAGCAUUUGAAAAAGCUGCAAGAAAGCUACUUUCCAGGCAAGAGUGCAGAGCUCAGGACGUAUGCAGAAACGCUAUGGGCGAUCAAGGAAAACGACCCGAUCGUCCAGCGAAAGGCUUUGUUUGAGCUGAAGCGUGUCUAUAGAGAAGCAACACUCCUGAAAAACUUAAAGAAUAAAGAACGCAAGAGACGGCAGGCUAAAGCAUCAAGAAGCAAAAGUCUAAAUAGAGGUUGAUCAGUGCCUAAA